This is a messenger RNA of Lactuca saligna, 969 nucleotides long. NCBI's taxonomy places the organism in Eukaryota, Viridiplantae, Streptophyta, Magnoliopsida, Asterales, Asteraceae. The record is from the annotation of a GenBank genome assembly.
AUGCUUAGAAAUUCUCUCGAGGGUUCAUGUGGCAAUGGCUCUUUACCUACAUAUGCAGAAGCAUUUUUCAUAAUCAUGCGAAUGGGUGUUGGAGACAAAUCAUUCAUUGUCCGGAAAGCUACUGCAAGAUGUUUAAAAUCUCUUGCUAGUAUUGGAGGCCCAGCCCUAGGAGUUGGAGAGCUUGACAAUUAUGCCUCUUACUGUGUCAAGUUUUUCGGAUAUUAUCUACAAUAUCCAUCUCUACUUGUUGCUAUUGGUUCUCAUUUACCAGACUUUGUAAGCCUGAUUGUUCAAAAAUGUUCCAGAAUGAUGAUAUUAUCUGCAAUAUUCAUAUCCAAUGGCAUCUAUUCAACUAACGCCUUUGUCCACCUGCACCGAUCUCUCUCUUCUUGUCUUCAGAGUUUUCUGAUGUCGGAAGACUCUCUCCGUCCGGUGCUCUACUGGAGAACCUUUUUCAUCCUCAUCUCCAUCGAUUUCCGUUGGUUCCGAUUUCGACGCCAAGCCAGGAAAAAAUUCCCUGAUGAGAAGAUUUGGAUCACUAACGAAAUUAUUCACAACCUGACUGUUGAUAAGAGGCUAGAAGAGAUGGAAGUUAAAGAUAUCCCAAUUGAGGAUGAAAAAAAACAAUUUGAUGUCAUUGAUAAAGGCGAUGUUGUAAUUCUGCCUGUUUUUGGAGCUGCAGUAGAUGAAAUGUUGACUUUGAGUAACAAACAAGUACAAAUAGUUGACACAACAUGCCCUCGGGUGUAUAAGGUGUGGAAUACUAUUGAAAAGCACAAGAAGGGGGAUUAUACUUCAAUCAUUCAUGGUAAGUAUUCCCAUGAAGAGACAGUGGCAACAACCUCUUUUGCAGGAAAGUAUAUCAUUGCGAAGAAUAUGGAUGAGACAACAUAUGUGUGUGAUUACAUUCUUGGUGGUGAACUUAAUGGAUUUAGCUCAACCAAAGAAGCUUUUCUGAAGGGAGAUUAG